Paramecium sonneborni is the source of this 762-nucleotide messenger RNA. NCBI's taxonomy places the organism in Eukaryota, Ciliophora, Oligohymenophorea, Peniculida, Parameciidae. The record is from the annotation of a GenBank genome assembly.
UAAUUUAAUGAGCAGACAUCAUAAAAAACAGGAAGAGAAUAUUGAACCAGCAAUUAAACAAAUGCAAUUUAGAAAAAGAAGAGGAGAAAAAAUGAAUUAUUUAAUGAAACGUGAAUUACCAGAAGAAGAUGAUUUUUGGAAUAAUAAUAAAUAUUUUAAUUAAGAAAACAUUGAUGAUGAUGAAUCAUAUCACUAAAAAGAAAACUAGAAAGAAGACAGUUUUGAUUCAGAUUUUGUUGAUUCCUCAGAUUCAUCAGAAUCAGAAGAUGAUAAUCAAUCUCAUAAAUCCACUACAAAAAAGGUUGACAAAGAAAAAACUAGAGUUAUUCGUAAUGUUAGUAAAACAUCUUACAUUCACGAUCAUUUUAAUUAAGAAUAUUUAAUAAGAGAAGCUGUCUAAACAGAAAUGCGCAAUAAGUAUAUUUCAAUUUUUUAAUUAGGGUUUCUCUAUAAUAUCUAAUUUAAAUUGAAGAGGAUAAAAAAAAAAUAAAAGUAGAAAGAGAUAAUGUGAUAGAUGGUUCAAUUAUACGAUGGUUGGAUAAUCAAAAUGAAAAGACUUUACAAUUUAUUAAUUUUGAAAAGGGAGAAUAUCCAUAACUAUUUCUAAAUAAUAAUAAAAAAAAUGAAAAAUCUCUAAAAACUAAAUACAAAGAUCCAUAAACAGGUAUUGGAUUCUCAACAAUUUAAGAGUUCAAAUCUAUCAAGAGAUAAAAUAAAUUAUAAGAAAAGAUAAACUAAUUGUAAAAGUUAAUGAAUGGAUGA